UGCAGAUUAGUUUUUUGUUGCAAUAUGAAUGUAAUAGUGAUUUUUUCUGUGAUUUGUGCAUUUGCAUCAGCCGAAUUCUUUUCAUCAGACAGACGGGAUGACUGGGAGAGGAUAGUUGGCGGUACAAAAGCGCCAAAUGGAUCAGUCCCUUACCAGGUGUCUCUCCGUAUUUGGGGAGUAAGGCACUUCUGUGGAGCGUCCAUCAUCACACCCAGAGUUAUUUUAACAGCCGCUCAUUGUGUAGAUAGGCUAAAACCCCAAUAUUUCCAAGCAAUCGUAGGCACAAACCAGCUUCGAUCGGGCGGCGCACCCUACAAAAUUCGCAAAGUGGUUCAACACGAGAAAUACGACGAUGACCUUAUCAUCAAUGAUAUAGCUAUUAUUUUCACUGAUGAGGCGAUGACGUUCAGCAGUACAGUAGAUGCUAUAGAGUUGAACGAUGAACCGGUUGAAAAGGACGAAGAAUUGUUGUUAACUGGGUGGGGAACUACAUCGUACCCUGGACAUCUGCCAAAUGACCUGAUGCAGCUGCAGCUAAAAGCAGUUACCUACGAGGACUGCAAGGAAGCCCACCAAACUGUCAACGCAGUCUUCACCACUCAGAUAUGCGCUCUCACCAAGGCCGGUGAAGGUGCUUGCCACGGUGAUUCCGGAGGUCCUCUGGUAAGAGAAGGAAGGCAAGUCGGCGUUGUGUCAUGGGGCGUACCGUGUGCUAGGGGCAAACCUGAUGUUUACACUAAGGUGGAAUCUUACAUGAAUUGGAUUGAAAAAACUCUUAUGGAUGACGACGAAGAUCACUGGUUGUAUGUGCGCAGAAGAAUAAAUAACAGGCAUUAAUGAAUAAUUAACGAACUCUUUCUAAAUAUAAAUAUAAUAAAAACAACGAAUAAAAGUAUAAGGCUAGUAUAAAAAUAUAUGUAAAACAUAACUUGCGUUUAAUUAAAAAUGCGUAUUUAAUAAACCCAUUUAUUUAUAUUAUUUUAAUAUCACAGAAAUCUGGAAAACUUAGUAGAGAUAAAUUUAACAUUCGUUGAAAAUAACUCUGUGAACUAGGCUAUAAUAAGUCUCGUCAUAACCAUCGUGCCGAAAAUUAAUUGGAAUUUUAAAUAAAAUAAAUAGAUUGAUA
Molecule: messenger RNA, 1126 nt
Organism: Pieris napi
Lineage: Eukaryota; Metazoa; Arthropoda; Insecta; Lepidoptera; Pieridae
Product: chymotrypsin-1-like
Exons: 6
Coding region: 25-837 (270 amino acids)
Biological process (GO): proteolysis
Molecular function (GO): serine-type endopeptidase activity
Source: RefSeq, a predicted model, not a curated record